AUGGCAGAACUGGAACUAGUUCCUGAACAAGGCGUGCCAUCCAAACCGGACCAACAAACCAAAAUUGAGAGUGUGUCCUUUUUUGGCUUGUUUGCUACCGCUGAUUUAACUGACUAUGUCUUAAUGUUCCUUGGAAGUGCCGGUUCAUGUCUCCAUGGUGCUGCGCUUCCUGUUUUCUUCAUUUUGUUUGGUCGCAUGAUUGACUCUUUGGGACAUCUUUCUAAUGACCCUCACAAAUUGUCCUCACGAGUUUCUGAGCAUGCUUUGUAUUUGGUCUACCUUGGAGGAGUUGUUCUGGUAUCUGCUUGGAUGGGUGUUGCAUUCUGGAUGCAAACAGGGGAGAGGCAAACGGCACGUUUGCGUUUGAAAUAUUUGCAGGCAGUGCUGAAGAAGGAUAUUAAUUUCUUUGACAAUGAAGCCAGGGAUGCUAAUAUCAUUUUUCACAUCUCAAGUGAUGCAAUACUGGUACAAGAUGCCAUUGGUGACAAGACAGGCCAUGCCAUUCGUUACCUUUCUCAAUUCAUUGUUGGAUUUGCCAUUGGAUUUACCUCAGUGUGGCAGCUCACACUACUCACCUUGGCUGUGGUUCCACUAAUAGCUGUAGCUGGGGGAGCUUAUACAAUAAUUAUGUCUACUUUAUCAGAAAAGGGUGAAGCAGCUUAUGCUGAGGCUGGGAAGGUUGCAGAAGAGGUGAUUUCUCAAGUGCGUACUGUUUACUCGUUUGUAGGAGAAGAGAAAGCAAUUGGUGCAUACUCAAAAUCUCUUGAUAAAGCUCUGAAGUUGGGAAAGAAGGGUGGUUUGGCAAAAGGAGUUGGGGUAGGCUUCACAUAUGGCUUGUUAUUUUGUGCUUGGGCAUUGCUUCUGUGGUAUGCUAGCAUACUUGUGAGGCAUCACAAGACAAAUGGAGGAAAAGCGUUUACAACAAUUAUCAAUGUCAUCUUUAGUGGAUUUGCUCUUGGUCAAGCUGCUCCAAGCCUUGGUUCCAUUGCUAAAGGGCGUGCCGCUGCAGCCAAUAUCAUGAACAUGAUUGCGUCCGCUUCAACCAAUUCUAAGAGGUUGGAUGAUGGCACUGUUGUGCCACUAGUUGUUGGGGAAAUUGAAUUUUCUGAGGUCUGCUUUGCUUACCCCUCAAGAUCCAAUAUGAUCUUUGAAAAUUUGAGCUUCUCAGUGAGUGCCGGCAAGACUAUAGCAGUUGUUGGUCCCAGUGGUUCCGGAAAGAGCACGAUUGUUUCACUUAUUCAACGGUUCUAUGACCCCACUUCAGGUAGGAUCCUGUUGGAUGGAUAUGACCUAAAGAAUCUUCAAUUGAAAUGGUUGAGAGAACAGAUGGGCUUGGUUAGUCAAGAACCAGCACUAUUUGCAACAACAAUAGCUGGAAAUAUUUUAUUUGGGAAAGAAGAUGCAGACAUGGACAAAGUCAUACAAGCUUCCAUGGCUGCAAAUGCUCAUUCUUUUAUUCAAGGAUUACCUGAUGGUUAUCAAACUCAGGUUGGAGAGGGUGGCACCCAACUCUCAGGGGGGCAAAAACAAAGAAUUGCCAUAGCAAGAGCAGUGCUCAGAAACCCAAAAGUAUUGCUUUUAGACGAGGCCACAAGUGCUCUAGAUGCUAAAUCAGAACUCAUUGUCCAACAGGCUUUGGAAAAAAUAAUGUCAAACAGAACAACAAUAGUUGUUGCACAUAGAUUAUCCACCAUACGCGAUGUAGAUACAAUUAUUGUGUUGAAGAACGGCCAGGUGGUUGAAAGUGGAACACAUUUGGAAAUGAUGUCCAACAAUGGAGAGUAUGUGAAUCUGGUAAGUUUGCAGGCAUCACAAAACCUCUCAAACUCUAGAUCAAUAUCUCGAUCUGAAAGUUCAAGAAAUUCUAGUUUUAGAGAACCUUCAGACAACUUGACCUUAGAGGAGCAGCUGAUGUUGGGCACAAGAGGAGAACUACAAUCAAGUGAUCAACACUUGCCAUCAAAGACUCCUUCAGCUCCAACAAUCUUGGAUUUACUGAAACUGAAUGCUCCAGAGUGGCCCUAUGCAAUACUUGGGUCAGUGGGUGCAGUAUUGGCUGGAAUGGAAGCCCCUCUCUUUGCACUUGCAAUCACUCACAUCUUGACUGCAUUUUAUUCUCCUCAGAGUUCAAAAAUCAAGCAAGAAGUUGAUCGUGUCGCUUUUAUAUUUCUUGGAGUGGCUGUUAUUACAAUACCUAUUUAUCUAUUGCUACACUACUUUUAUACAUUGAUGGGAGAGCGUCUCACUGCCCGUGUGCGUUUAUUUAUGUUCUCAGCUAUUCUCAACAAUGAAGUUGCAUGGUUUGAUAAGGAUGAGAACAACACUGGCUCACUAAGUGCCAUGCUAGCUGCGGAUGCUACAUUAGUAAGAAGUGCUCUUGCUGAUAGACUCUCAACCAUUGUGCAAAAUGUAGCUCUCACUGUCACAGCUUUUGUUAUUGGCUUCACGUUGAGUUGGAAACUAACAGCAGUCGUUGUAGCCUGUCUUCCCCUGCUCAUAGGAGCUUCUAUCACUGAGCAAUUAUUUCUGAAGGGGUUUGGAGGAGAUUACAACCAUGCUUACUCUAAAGCAACUUCUUUGGCUCGUGAAGCUAUUUCCAACAUACGAACUGUUGCUGCUUUUGGCGCCGAAGAUCGAAUCUCAAUCCAGUUUGCAUCUGAAUUGAACAAACCUAACAGACAAGCUCUUCUACGGGGCCAUAUAUCAGGUUUUGGCUAUGGCAUAACCCAGCUAUUGGCUUUCUGUUCCUAUGCACUUGGCCUUUGGUAUGCAUCAGUUUUAAUCAAGAAGAAAGAGUCAAACUUUGGAGACAUCAUGAAGUCCUUCAUGGUCUUAAUCAUCACUUCUCUGGCAAUAGCAGAAACACUAGCUCUUACACCAGACAUUGUGAAGGGAUCACAAGCACUGGGAUCAGUUUUUGGCCUUCUCCAAAGGAGAUCAUCCAUCACCCCAAACGACCCUAACUCAAAGAUGGUGACUGAUGUCAAAGGAGAGAUAGAGUUUAGAAAUGUUAGCUUCAAGUACCCUAUGAGACCUGACAUCACCAUAUUUCAGAACUUAAACCUCAAAGUCUCAGCAGGUAAGAGUCUGGCAGUGGUGGGACAAAGUGGUUCAGGGAAAAGCACAGUGAUUGCUUUGGUAAUGAGAUUUUAUGACCCUGAUUCUGGAUCAGUUCUGAUAGAUGAAUGUGAUAUCAAAAGCCUAAACCUGAGAUCCUUAAGGCUGAGGAUAGGAUUGGUUCAGCAAGAACCCGCUUUGUUCUCAACCACAGUUUAUGAAAACAUCAAGUAUGGAAAAGAGGAGGCAUCAGAAAUAGAGGUAAUGAAGGCAGCCAAAGCAGCAAAUGCUCAUGAAUUCAUCAGCAGAAUGCCAGAAGGGUACGAAACUGAGGUGGGUGAGAGAGGGGUGCAGUUGUCAGGAGGACAAAAACAAAGAGUUGCAAUUGCUAGAGCUAUUCUGAAAGAUCCAUCCAUUCUUUUGUUGGAUGAAGCAACAAGUGCUCUAGACACGGUAUCAGAGAGGCUAGUCCAAGAGGCUCUAGAUAAACUAAUGGAAGGUAGAACAACAAUUUUGGUAGCUCACAGGCUAUCAACUGUUCGUGAUGCAGACAGUAUUGCAGUGCUGCAAAAUGGCAGGGUUGCUGAAAUGGGAAGCCAUGAGAGGCUGAUGGUCAAACCCGGAAGCAUCUACAAGCAAUUGGUUAGUCUACAGCAUGAAACGCGUGACCAAGAACACCAUUGA
Molecule: messenger RNA, 3741 nt
Organism: Sphenostylis stenocarpa
Lineage: Eukaryota; Viridiplantae; Streptophyta; Magnoliopsida; Fabales; Fabaceae
Source: the annotation of a GenBank genome assembly